This is a messenger RNA of Naumovozyma castellii, 1425 nucleotides long. RefSeq names its product putative glucan endo-1,3-beta-D-glucosidase (gene SCW11). The transcript has a single exon. The record is from RefSeq and is a predicted model, not a curated record. Bases 1 to 1425 code for a protein of 474 amino acids. Lineage: Eukaryota; Fungi; Ascomycota; Saccharomycetes; Saccharomycetales; Saccharomycetaceae.
AUGGUUUCUCAACUAAACUUUAUUUCAAUAAUACUGCUUAUUGGUACGAUUACUAAUGCUCUACCGAUCUUCCAUAGAAAACAAAUUGUGACAAGGAUACACACCGCUAGUACAACGAAUACAAUCACUGACGUUUACUCUACUACAACUGAAGUUAUCGUUGCUCCAACAGUGGAGUUUAUUAUCAGUGGUGAUGUUACUUUAACAACCACUAUAGUUCCAGAAGGUGUAAAUCCAACUGCUGAACCAACAACAACAAUCACCAAAGUUUUGAAGAAAAUGGUUACUCUUCCUGCCGAUCCCACAACCUCCACGUUACAACCCACUACCGCCACAACCCAACCAAGUACAACGCGCCAAGCUCAAGAUAGCCCAAACGUUGUUGCCACAUCUGCUACUUUGAACCAUAAUCAUGCUGCAAAUGCAGACCCAUCAUCUAUAAUGUUAACUGUGUCUUCUUUCAAUGCUCAACAAGAUGCAAACAACCAACAAAACGCACAGGCUGCCACAACCACUUUACAACCUCAAACUACCACUUCAACCACCUCUUCUACUUCUACAUCCUCUACGACUUCUACAUCUACGACCGCACAACAAACCACAACUGCAGCUAACAACGCUGCCAUUAAAGGUGUCCCAACCGCAUUAGCUUAUUCUCCAUACAACGAUGACGGUUCUUGUAAGUCAGCUGAUCAAGUAUCCUCAGACUUAACAACAUUGAAGAAUAAAGGUGUUAGUAAAAUCCGUAUCUAUGGUACCGAUUGUAACUCUCUCGAAACUGUCCAACCUGCCGCUAAACAGUUAGGUCUAACUAUUAAUCAAGGUCUAUGGAUUGAUGCAACUGGUGUUGACUCUCUAGAUUCUGGUCUUCAAUUAUUAAUUUCAUAUGGUCAAUCUAGUGGCUGGGAAGUUUUUGAUUUUAUCACUAUUGGUAAUGAAGCAAUUAACUCCGGAUAUUGUUCUGUUUCCGAUUUGAUUGCCAAGAUUUCCUCAGUAAAAGCACAAUUACAAGCUGCUGGUUAUUCAGGUCAAGUUACCACAAGUGAACCUCCUGUUACAUUUGAAAAUAGUCCAGAAUUGUGUACCUCCUCUGAAAUUGAUUUCGUUGGUAUUAAUCCACAUGCUUACUUUGAUACUUCUGCUAGUGCUCAAAGUGCGGGUUCUUUUGUUAAGGGUCAAGUUGAACUAAUUCAGCAAACAUGUGGUACUUCCAAUGUUGUGGUUACUGAGACUGGUUAUCCAUCUGCAGGUAUUCAGAAUGGCUCUAACAUCCCCUCCCCAGAGAACCAAAUUAUUGCUGUCCAAAACAUCUUAGAUGAAUUAGAACAAGACAUCACAAUUCUAUCAUUUACUAAUGAUUACUGGAAGAACCCAGGUCCAUAUGGUAUUGAACAAUCAUUUGGUAUUGAACAAUACUUGUCAUAA